AUGCAAGCGUACGGCUACAUGGAUUCUAUUCUUUACUUUGUUUUCACAAUUGGGUUUAUGAUUUAUGAGUAUGGAAUCGUUCACUUUAUUAGGCUAUCUUUAACUCAUUUGUGGAUUUGGUAUCAUGUAAUAUAUGAAUAUCUUUCUGAAAGAUACUUUCUUCCAUUUCCAUUACAGGGUAAAGUAUGCCAACGAGCAACAGGCUGGGAAUUUAUAAUUUCAAGGCUACUUAAGCACAACUUCAAUCAAUUCAAUUCUAAAGAGGUAAAGGCAAUUCUUCAUGGUACAGUAUUUCGACUCCUUCAUAGAAUUAGAUAUUUGAGAGAAUUUGGUCAUGGAUUAGGUGAUAUAAUUCAUAAAGAAGUACAAAUCCCUGUACGUGGUUCUUGGUUACUGUCUAAAAGUAGAGGUGAAGAGUACGAUUUAGUGAUUAUAUAUAUCCAUGGAAGUUGGAUUCUUGGUGGUACAAUCGAUUUAUAUAUUGAAUAUUUAAUGCUUUGGGUUGUAACUUUACAAGAGCAAGGAUUUAGUAAUCCUGCAAUAUUUGCACCUGAAAUAACCAACAAUAAAACGCAAUCAGGCUCAUUGAUAACAACAUUUGAAAAUUUAAGUAAAACAAAUCGUCAUAUUGUUAUCACUGGGGAUUCCAUUGGAGCGACACUUGCAAUGUCUUUACAACUCGAUAUUCAAAAUCGAAUUGAGAAAAGAUUUUUUAAUUCGAAACCUUCAAUAUUGUUAUUAAUAUCUCCAAUAACUCAAUUUGAAUUCAAUGAUACAGAUCUAACUAAACCUACAAAUGAUUAUAUUGAUCUAAGAUUGAUAAAGAAAUGGGGGUUCAAAAUUGUACCUGGGUUAUUCCCAGGUCAGGUCGAUACCAUGAUAUGGGAAAGAGCAUUGCCCGAGUAUGGAACUAUUAUUAGUUAUGGCUCAGAAGAAUCAAUUGUCAAAUAUACUGAAGAAUUUAUCUUAAAAUUACAAUCUAUCAAUGACUGCAAAUUGAAAAUUGAUAGACAACAAUCACAAGUCCAUAAUUGGGCAAUCCUUAAUUUCUAUAGUGAGAGACUUAUUGAACAUCGAGAAGAAAGUUUACAAUCAUAUUCGGCUACUAUUUCUCGACUUUUACUUGCCAAUACAAAGUCAUAUUUCUCUAAUUCAAGCUCAGGUCCAGCAACAAUAGUUACUAUUGAUGAAGAGCGCGUAUGA
[Candida] anglica is the source of this 1203-nucleotide messenger RNA. The record is from the annotation of a GenBank genome assembly. NCBI's taxonomy places the organism in Eukaryota, Fungi, Ascomycota, Pichiomycetes, Serinales, Debaryomycetaceae.